Cryphonectria parasitica EP155 is the source of this 752-nucleotide messenger RNA. RefSeq lists its product as uncharacterized. Gene Ontology annotation, molecular function: guanyl-nucleotide exchange factor activity; protein binding; GTPase activator activity. Gene Ontology annotation, cellular component: endoplasmic reticulum membrane. The transcript has a single exon. Gene Ontology annotation, biological process: protein secretion. The record is from RefSeq and is a predicted model, not a curated record. NCBI's taxonomy places the organism in Eukaryota, Fungi, Ascomycota, Sordariomycetes, Diaporthales, Cryphonectriaceae. The annotation marks the transcript as partial.
CUGGAGCAUAGGAUGCUUUGUCGAGGUCAAGAUGCCUCCUCCGUUCCCAGAAGCGAAAAUCACCCUUGACUAUCCCUUAUAUGGCUGCGACUUCGACCCCGAGGACCCCGGGCGUCUCUUCGUCGGUGGCGGCGGAGGCAUGAGCCGCACUGGGGUCGACAACAAGAUCACCUCCCUCGAUGCCUCGUCGCGCGAAAAGCUCGAGAUCACCGGCGAGAUCACCCUGAGAAAAUAUGAGGACAACGUCGCCAGUCUCGCAGCCGGCCAGCGCAAGGGUAGAGCCACCUUGCUCUACGCCGGCAUCAGUUCCGGCGCCGAUGACCUGCAGAAAGGCAAGAACGAGCAUUUUCGCGUCCUCUCCGCCGACCAGCCCAAGGCUGCAAAGUCUUCCGUCCUGGGUGCCAGGAUCUCCGAGCUGAGCAGGACCGCCCUGUUCACCACCGACGACAAGAACACAUACCAGCGCCUGCUGAGGUUGACGCAGCCCUUCCCGACUACGUCGCAGCUGGGUGCAGUAGCCACGGGCCUGUCCAAGGACCCGCAGGUCGCGCUGUUCGAUGUCGCCGCGGGGAGCAAUGUCGCGCCCAGGAUGAGGGGCGUGCUAGACCUGAGGAGCGAGGCAGUGGAUAUGGACGUGCUGCAGACGGCUGAGGACAGGUACCAGCUCAUAUAUUGCGACAGCUACAAUAUCUACACCUUCGACGUCACCCCUGAUGCGGGCAACGCCGUGGACACUGAGCCCAGGUGUAUCU